AUGUUUCGCAUGCAAAAUAAUGAUGAUAAGCUUUUCAGUUUAGCCAUAAAGAAGGAUGAAUCAAAAUUAAAUUCUGGUUCUUGGGAGGAUCCUCUACCCUCAACCCAUAAUAAUAAUCAAAACUCAGCGCUAAACUCGAGUGCGCCAAAUAACGGCAAUUUGCUAACAACAACAACCACAGCACAAUUACAUAAUACCACAAAUCCAAGACGUCCUGAUACGUUGACAACAGGACGUAACGGUUUGCAACCAUUACAGCUAAUACAACCUCCACCGGCAGCAGGACAACAGAAUCAACAUCAUACCCUCCACUCCCAUCAACAUCACCAUCAUCAUCAGCUACAGCAGAACAGUCAACAUUCAACACAAAAUUCAAGUGCCAUAGGCCGCUGUGGAGAGGCGGCGGCGGCUAAUUCACAGCAAAAUCCCUUACAACAAACACAACAACAGCCGCCAUAUCAGCAUCAACAGCAGCUCGCUCUUCAGGGAGCAGGAGCUGUUACCGGCAACACAAUAGCUGGCGGUAGUUUUAACGCCAACGGCGGAUCUACUGCCGUUGGUGUUGGCGGCUGCGGCGGCAGCGGUACCACAUCACCCAACAGUGCGGAUCAUAUUGGCGAUAGUGCCACCGGCGAUUUUAAUACCAUCUCUCCAAUACCACCACCACUUAACAGCUCUUCGGAAGACGAAGAGUUGACUCACGCGGAAGACAUAAACGGCAGCGUGACGUCUUCAUUAAGUGCCACAAAUCAACGCAAUUCCCAAUUGCGUUCGACCUUCAAUCGGGCCAAACAGCAUCUGUCCUUUGACAAAUGGCGCUCGACUCACUCACAAAACUCACCGGCUGAUAGCAGCAGUAAUUCGAGUACGGGAAGUAGCAGUACAGGAGUUGGCGGCGGAGGAGGAACUUUAACCCGACGUGCCAGUACAACGUGUGCCACCAUGCCAACAGCUCAUCAGCCACCGAGAGAAGAUAUAACAACACCCGGUGAAUCACCGGGUGGUAGACUCUCAAGAUGGUUCUCCAUACGACGAGGCUCUUCGCAUCAAUACGAUGUGGGUGGCCGCGAUGGUAGACACUCGAAUUCAUCGAGUAUCGAUAUGCCAGAUUCCACAUGUGAUUCCACGCUAGGAUCGCCACAAAAGAUAAGCUCAAAUUCUGCGAAUACAUCAAAAUCUGCGUGUAAAAUGCCUGGAGUACCAGAGAACGAUGAUGACGAUUUGGCUUCAUUAACCGCAUCGACUUCAAGAUUCGAUUUGGAUUUUAUGAUACCACCUGGCAGUCGUGCAAAUGGUACUGCCCGCACCGCUCACAAUCGUCUGGUACAGCCAAUGCUACCACCAGCGCCACCUGGUCUCUCACAGCAACAACUGAAACGUCGUCACAUUGUGUCGGCCAUAGUACACAGUGAAAAUUCAUAUGUGGCAACACUGCAACGUCUAGUCAAUGAUUACAAAAAACCUCUGGAAGAAAGUAGUCCACCCGUUUUGAGUGCUACCAAAAUUAAUACACUCUUUCAUCGCCUGCCUGACAUUCUGCAAUCGCAUCAACUAUUUCGCAUUGCCCUGGCCGAAUGUGUCCGCAAUUGGGAUCGUGACGAGAAACUGGGUGAUUGUUUUGUUAGCGCCUUCAGUAAGCCACGUAUCUUGGAGAUCUAUUCGGGUUUCAUCAAUAAUUUCUCAGCUGCCAUGGAAUUAGCCAAAAUGGAAGAGAAACGCAAAUCGGCCCUGGCGGAUUUCUUCAAAGUUAAACAAAUUAGUGCUCACGAUCGUUUAAGUUUCUUCGGUCUAAUGGUUAAGCCGGUGCAGCGUUUCCCCCAGUUCAUACUCUUCUUGCAGGAUCUACUCAAAUAUACACCCCAGGGACAUCAUGAUCGCAUGUCGCUGCAAUUGGCUUUAACACAGCUGGAGCUGUUGGCCGAAAUGCUCAACGAGCGCAAACGUGAGGCUGAACAGUAUCAGGGUUUCAAGGAGAUGUUGGGCCACAUAAGUGGCACAUUCAAUACACGCUCUCUAACCACCACCGAGGGCAAUCGGCCACGUUAUUUGCUCAGAGAGGAUAAUGUAACACAUUUGGAAUUUAAUCAGGCCGGUUUUAUAGUCAAAUCGAAGCAACGCCGUUUGCUGCUGCUGAAUGAUAAAGUCAUUUGUGUAUCGGUGGCACCGAAGCAAUCGCACGAUUUUGGUGCCACAGAAAAGUUGACAUUCAAAUGGAUGUAUCCCGUUACGGAUGUGGAAAUAGUCGAUAAUAGUACUUCCGCAACGUUAUCGAGAAUAUUAACUGCAGGUCUCAAUCGAGGCGGAAGUCUUAAAUCGAACAGCAGUUCAUGCAACAAUUACCAAACCAAUACCUUACCCGCCAACACAUCCUCACCUUCAGCCAUGACGGGAUAUCAAAAUCCCGCUUUCGAUAAUUCACCCGCAGCUUUACUUACCAAUGGUGCUGACAACCUCUGCAAUGAGAUGUCCACUCUCAUGUACGACUAUGAGGUUGUGUCGCGUAUCAACGAUUUGGUUGGCAGCCUCAAGGGUACCUACAAGGAGCUGAAUUGCAAUUUAACCCGAAAUCUAAUGAACUCCAUACAGAGUUCGAUACAGCGCAAAAACGAGGAAAUGGCCUGGGUUGACUCAUGCUGUUUGCAAUUGGUAGCACGCUCCAAGAAUGGCAAGGAGGAGACAUUCACAUUCCAAACGCUGAAUCCCAAUGUGAAAAAGGAGUGGAUAACCGAGUUGCGAUUGGCUCAGCUGGCCUUGGACAUAAACAAUUCGCCAGCCUGGGAGACGACAUCGGCGGAGCCAUGUGCCACCAGUACACCAGCCUAUGAACAGCAACAGAUGCAGCUGGUGCAGAGGCAGUCGAAUAAGAUGCCAUUGUUUGUUAAAGCGAUGCCGGUGCAUAAGUCACAGCAUCAAACGGAGGUUCGCUGUGGAUGUUAUUACAGCAUCGCUAAUGACUCUAAACUCAGUGGCAAUGCUCGUCGCCGUCACAAGCAACAGAACUAUCUCUGGGUCUGCACCACCAACAUCAGUACAUCACACAUCACUGUUUACUCGCAGCAUCACCAACAGGCUGGCAACUUACGCGAUGUGGGCACCUUUGAGCUGGCCGAAACCCAAGUGACAGCCAUGGAAUUUGUAAAGGGCCUCGAGAACUGCAAGACUCGCGAAGAUGUCAGCAGCCUUUUGGGCGAUCUCAUAUGGAUGGGCACUGAUACCAAGAAAUUACUCAUAUACUCGGCCAAGAAUCCCGAACAGGAGGAGCAAUUGAAUUGUUGCAAUGUCCAGGGAGUGGUAAUGCGCAUACUCUAUCACUUUGACACCGUCUAUGUGGCAUUAUCCAAUGCCACGGUGUUAAUCUAUCGUCGCGCCUACGAUGGCGUUUGGAUGCUCAAAGAUCCUCAGGUGGUGCUAAUGGGCGAUUCCGGUCUGCCGGUGCCCAGUAUCUUGCCCAUCAACAUGAAUAUCUAUGCGGCUUGUGCCAAUCGUGUCUAUGUCUUGAAUGCCUUAAAUGGGGAGAUCCAAAGAAGCUUCGAAGUCCAUCAUGGUUCAAAUCAGCAAGUCAAUCUGAUGGCCCAUUCGGGCAUUGGUCUAUGGAUUUCUUUGAAAAACUCAACCAUGCUGUGUCUAUAUCACACUGAGACCUUCAAGCAUUUGCAGGAUAUCAAUAUAGCCUCGAGUGUUUUGCGCAGUGAUGGCAAAAAGGAGCAGGCAGUCAAUAACAGUGCCAUUUACGUGACGGCCCUAAUGGCCUGCAAGGGUUUGUUAUGGGUGGGCACCAAUGUGGGCAUUGCUGUGACCAUACCUUUGCCACGUCUUGAGGGUGUACCUAUUAUUAGUGGGGGCAUUAGCAUGUCUUGUCAUGCCCAUUUUGGACCCAUUACCUUCCUCUUGCCUUUGGUGCCCAAAGUGUAUCCCAGUUACAAGCCUCCAGCUGCUACGGCGGCGGCUCCCUUGGCUUUGAGUGCGGCCCCAGAACCAGCAGCGGCGGUUCCCAGCAUGGGCGAUGAUUUACAGUUGCCUGCCAUAGAUGCAGAUCCCAAAAAACUCACCGAAGCUGAUUUAGAUGAAACAUCGGUGAUAUUGAGACGCGAUUUAAGUAAAGAGGAAACGGGUUCAGGCUCUGCUUCCCCUUCGGCCAUUAUGUUGAGGGAGCUUAGUAUUGAUGCUGCAGACUCGACUACAUCCUCGCCACGCUGCUCCAAAUUGGAUAAACAGAAUUCCUUGGACCAAAGUUUCUCCGCCAAGAUACGAGCCUCUCUGGCCAACUCACCAGCUUUCCAUCGCAAGCGUUUCCGUGACUUAUCAUCCGAGUCGGCACGCAUGUCCAAAACUCUGCCCAGAGGCUUGGGCUCUGCGGGCUACUUCCAAUCCGGAAUGAACUCCAAUACCAGUACCUUGUCCCACACCGAACAUGGCUAUUGUGAUGUAUAUGGCCUGUAUGGAAAACUGAUUUUCGUCAAAGAAGACUACGAUGCCGAAGAGGGUAAUCAGGGCAACCUCAUGGAUAUGAUGUAUGAGGGUAUGCGUAGAUCAGAUCCCGAAUUGGCAGCCAUACCGGGUCGUGUUACCACCUUGGAUAGACGUCUGCGCAUGAAGGCCUCGCGGCCCAGAUCCUUGGAUCUAUCCAAUUGGUCAGUGGACUCAAAGUCAUCAAGUCUUUACACUUCCUCGGGCAGUGAAGAGAGCAUGGGCAUACGUUUCUUUGGAGGCCGCUCGGUUUCACGCAACAGCUCCAGUGCCAGUCAUAAAACUUCGGGCAAUGGCAGUGACUUGGGAAACAUAUCCGAGAAUGGCCUAAUGACCGAUUUGCAUUAUACUCACAGUACACCCAAGUCUGAUGACGGCUUCAAAUUGAUGCAACUGCAGCAAAAUAAACAGCAGGGGGCAGCAGCAGCAGCUGCGGGAGCUGUGACCAGCACCACACCACCACCGGCGGCCACAGCUACUCUGAAACGCAAACAGAAACAAACCGCCAAACAACAGCAGCAACAACAGGCUGAUGGACCCCGCACCAUAAUCACCUUGACCGGAGGCAGAGGCUAUUGGCGCCAUGUCUGGUACAGCAACAGCAAUUCGCCAGGGCACAAAUCAUCCUCCUCAUCGGGCUCCUUGAGCUCGGGAGCCUCAUCGCCUUUGAUUGCCAACUCAAACGAUGCCCACAUUGUGAUCUGGGAGAAAAAGUUAUAAUCUCGGGAGUAUGUGUGGCAUGGCAAGGCCACACCUUCAUAUUCAACACCUGGACCAAAUGCAGCAGCAGCUUCAGCAUCUUCCAUAUUUUUGCAGCCACCCAUGUCCUUACAAACCACACCAGAACGUCGUAGCCGUGUUAGAUUUCGAGGUUCUUUUGUUAUACGAGAUCGCAAUGCCUGUUCCUCACUAACGGGCUCGCCAAAUUUGGGCAUGGUACCUGGUACACCCACCAUGGGAGGCAGUUUUCGACGCUUGGCCAAACUAAGGCGUGGUGGUAGUUUAAAAGAAUUCUAAACGUAAAAGGAAAACAGAGAAAGAAA
Molecule: messenger RNA, 5510 nt
Organism: Stomoxys calcitrans (stable fly)
Lineage: Eukaryota; Metazoa; Arthropoda; Insecta; Diptera; Muscidae
Product: rho guanine nucleotide exchange factor 10
Exons: 6
Coding region: 1-5187 (1728 amino acids)
Biological process (GO): positive regulation of stress fiber assembly; actin cytoskeleton organization
Molecular function (GO): guanyl-nucleotide exchange factor activity
Source: RefSeq, a predicted model, not a curated record